GCAACUCAAACUCAAACAAUUGUAGCUUGCUAGUUCUUUCUUUUGAUCAAACAAUGGCUUAUGUUAAGCAUGCUUUGGUUGUCAUCUUUCUUGCCGCUUUCGUAAUGUUUCCGAUGAAGAAGGUAGAAGGAUGUGACAAGACAUGGUGUACCUCAAUUAAUGCAUAUUGUGGAGAUAGUUGUGGUUGUCUGGCGUGGGGAAUUUUUGGUGGUAAUUGCAUAUACAGAGGUUAUAUUAAGAACGCAGUGAGAGAACAUUACAACUUAUGUGAAUCUGACGACGACUGCGUCAAGAAGGGAAGUGGGAGCAUCUGUGCUUAUUAUCCUAAUUCUGAACUCGAACAUGGAUGGUGUUUUACCUCUAACGUUGAAGCAGAACUCUACUUUCAACGUUGA
Messenger RNA from Trifolium pratense (red clover), 395 nucleotides. RefSeq names its product albumin-1-like. The transcript has 2 exons. Bases 54 to 395 code for a protein of 113 amino acids. The record is from RefSeq and is a predicted model, not a curated record. Lineage: Eukaryota; Viridiplantae; Streptophyta; Magnoliopsida; Fabales; Fabaceae.